Messenger RNA from Hypomesus transpacificus, 3668 nucleotides. RefSeq names its product DEAQ box RNA-dependent ATPase 1 (gene dqx1). The transcript is spliced from 12 exons. Gene Ontology annotation, cellular component: intracellular anatomical structure; spliceosomal complex. The coding region runs from base 361 to 2793 and encodes 810 amino acids. Gene Ontology annotation, molecular function: RNA binding. NCBI's taxonomy places the organism in Eukaryota, Metazoa, Chordata, Actinopteri, Osmeriformes, Osmeridae. The record is from RefSeq and is a predicted model, not a curated record.
UGCGCACGGUGAGACUGUCAAACAUGGCGGCGAAUUGACAGAUCAACGACUAGCUUUUUCUAUCCGUGUCAUCAGUCACAGAUAGCCUAUAAGCCAGGGACCUGGUAAACCUAAGGAAUGAGCAUUUAUGAUUUAGCCAAUUGAAAUAACCCUCUUGAUUGUUAUUUCGGUGUCCGUUCUGAGACAUUUAAGUGGACUCUAGCGUGCAACAGUAAACAGUGGACUAUAGCUUGUGCAUUCCACCGACAUCAGAGAAUAUUUCUUGAAAUCCGGGAGUCCUGCUUUCGCUUUGGCGAAAUACCAGUAAUGUAUUAGAGGCAAAUACCCCCCCCCCCUCCCCACAAACACACACUCCCAGCAAUGUCAGGACCCAACGCCACCUUCUCGACGUCCCCCACUUCAACCCGGCGCCCCCCUUCAGCCCUAGACUCCCUCUCUGUCUCCUCUCUCCUGUCUGGGGACCUUGAUGUUGACAUAGGAAGCACAGAGGAUGUGGGGCUAGGGGAUCUGGAGGUGAACCCAUAUGACGGACUGCCCUUCUCCUCUCGGUACUACUCUCUGCUGGAGGAGAGGAGGAGCCUGCCCAUGUGGAGGAUGAAGUACAGCCUGCUGGAACACCUAGAGAGCCACAGCAUGGUGGUAGUCAGUGCCCGGAGUGGGACAGGCAAGAGCACACAGGUACCCCAGUGGUGUGUGGAAUACGCCCUCUCAAAUGAAUUUUCCCAAGGUUUGGUUUGCUGUUCCCAGCCACAUUCCGUAGCAGCUGCGAGCUUGGCUCUUAGGGUGGCUGACGAGAUGGACCUGAGUCUAGGCCUAGAGGUGGGCUACAGGGUCCCCCAUGAGGAUGGUUGCACACCAGAUACGCUGCUCAGAUUUGUCAGUGACUCCCUACUGUUAGAAGAAAUUAUGUCGGACCCGCUACUGCGCCACUAUGGUAUCCUGAUCCUUGAUGAGCUCCAGGAGCGUACCGUGCCCACUGACGUCCUCCUAGGCCUCCUCCUCGACCUUUGCCGCCAGCGCCACGACCUUCGCGUGGUCCUACUCACUGUCCCAUCUCUUGCCCCACGCCUUGUCACCUUCCUUGGCCCUGAGGUUCCACUCCUCACUCUGGACACACUUCUCACACAUCAACCUGCCAGGGGUCAGGAGGAAGGUAUGGUUGAGGAUACCCUACCAUUGGCUACUGUGGAAACGGUGUACCGGGAGCCCCCCAUGGGGCGAGAGCCCGCUGUAGCAGCAUGUCACAUGGUAUUGGACCUACAUCGCCGAGGGGAGGAGGGAAAUGUGAUGGUGUUCCUGUCUAGUGGCCAGGAGAUUGAGGAAUGUGUCUUUCUACUAGAGAAAGAGUCUGUGGCUUUUAGUCCUCAGCUGGGUCCUCUUCGAGUCCUCCCCCUUCAUGUUGGCCUAGGCCGGGCCACCCAGCGCAUCUACGAGCCCGAACCUGAAGCCUCUGUGCUGGGGAAGACGGAAAGCUCAGAAAACCAGGAGGAUCUGAAAGCACCAGGGUCAGAGCCAUGGGUUAAACGCAAAGUCAUACUCACAGACACAUUAGGGGAAGCUUCCUUCUCUCAGCCUGGAAUACGAUACGUCAUUGACACUGGCCUUCAACUGAAAACAGUUUAUAAACCACAAAUCAGAGCAGACUCCCAGGUCUUACGGCCAAUCAGCAAGCACCAGGCAAACAUGCGCACUCAGAGGAUCAACAGUCACUUACCAGGUGUAUGUUUCCGUCUGUACCCCCAGUCUUUGUAUGAGGAAGGCAUGGUGCAAGCCUGUAGUCCAGGGGUGGUGGAGGAGAACCUCAGCCACCUAGUGCUGCUGCUCAAGAGGCUGGACAUUGCUGACAUGGGCCAGUGCAAGUUCCUAGAUAGACCAGCUCCAGAGUCUCUGAUGCAGGCUCUGGAGGACCUGGACUAUUUGGCAGCGCUGGAUGACGAUGGCAAUCUGUCUGAGGUGGGCAUCAUCAUGUCCGAGCUUCCUCUGGAGCCCUCACUGGCCAAGGCUCUGAUAGCAGCCUGCGAGUAUGACUGUGUCAACGAGCUGCUCACCAUCGCUGCCAUGCUAACAGCUCCCCCAUGCUUUGUGACUCCUCCAUCUAACAGAGAGGAGGCUGCAGCUACUCACAGACUCCCCCUACUGCACACAGAGGGAGACCACUUCACCCUCAUUAACAUCUACAAUGCCUACAUACAGCACAACGAAGAUGAAGCAUGGUGUACCACCAACUUCUUGAACCCAGUUGCGUUACGUUUAGCUGUGUUGAUCAGGGGAGAGCUCCUGGAAGUGAUGAAGCGAAUAGAGUUGCCUGUCUCACCUCCAGCCUUUGGUUGCCAAGAUAACUGCACCAACAUCAAGCGUGCGCUUAUCUCAGGCUUUUUCCUCAAGGUAGCGCAUGAUGUAGAUGGCUCUGGUAACUACCUCCUGUUGACUCAUCGCCAUGUGGCUCACCUCCACCCCUUUUCUUCCUACCUGUGCCGUCGUCCACGCCCCAGCCCACCUACCUGGGUCCUCUACCAUGAUUUCACCAUCUCCCAUGACAACUGCAUCCGCAUUGCCUCCGAAGUUCAUCCCCACAUGCUAGUGGAGCUGGCCCCUCAAUAUUACCUGGGUAACCUGCCACCAAGUGAGGGGAAGGAGCUGCUGAUGGAGUUGAGACAGAGUCAGGCUUCCCCAGACGAGGACCAGGAGGAGGGCUCAGAUGGAGCCUAUGGCAGGACGCACAAAGAGAGAAAUCCCAACAACAUGGGAGAAACUCACAGCCAGUACAGCACCGAACUCUGUAUAGUCCAAUAAAAGGAACCAGUGAAAACCUUGAAUAGAUAACCAAGAGUUGUGGAUACAUUGUGCAAGAUGCUCUCAAAUGCUGUCACUGAGGUCUUCCAAGAUUACUCUUCUGAACCACACUAUGAUCCUCUCACAAGAGUAAAUAAACACUAACCAACAAGACACUUUUUUAUUGAAGCUGUUUACAUAUGAGGGAACAGGAGUUAAUGUACAGGUGUCCGGAAACAUCACCUAAUUUAAGAAUAUAAUUGUUAGAUAUGGGAAAAAGCUUCAACAUGAAGCAAACAUACAGAUUUAUUGUACACAUUUUAAUGCUAAGUAAUAUUUUGUUUUAUUGUAAUUACUGAGCUUAUUAUGCUUGCUUAUUCUACGUGAAACUCUGUUGUAUGUGUCAAAUUGCUGUGUUGUAUCUUGGCCAGGUCGCAGUUGUAAAUUAAAACUUGUUCUCAACUAGCCUACCUGGCUAAAUAAAAUAAAUAAAAAGCAAUAUAUUGGGGAAGAAAUUGCUGACAUUUUAUAUACAACUGUGGAUUGUACACUUUUCAUUUAAUCAAUAAAUGCUCCCAGGAAGUCAAUGAAUUAUAUUUAAUUCCCAAGAAGCACCAAGAAAGUGAACCUGACACUGUGAAUCUGUGUUAAUCUCAAGGCUGAGUGGUUUACAAUGGACUUCUGAUAUUGCACAGAGCUUCAAUUUCAAUGGUAUCUGAAACUUUUGUGAUACGAUUAAUCUUUUUACCCUUAUUGUGUUUAGUGUUUGUACUCUGAUAAUUUCUUCCCCACUCCAACUGUUUGAAUAAUAUGUGUGUGUAAGUUCAGGGUAUCUUCCCCAAAUCUUCUGUAUCUUCAAAAUUAUAUUUUGAACACACAUUAAUAAAAUGUUUAUU